Molecule: messenger RNA, 156 nt
Organism: Plasmopara halstedii
Lineage: Eukaryota; Oomycota; Peronosporomycetes; Peronosporales; Peronosporaceae
Exons: 2
Coding region: 1-156 (51 amino acids)
Source: RefSeq, a predicted model, not a curated record
AUGCAUGGUGUGGCGGAGCGGUUUUCUGAGUGGAUUGCCGACUGUGGAAACCCUGUCAAAUACAAUGGUUUCUGGCAACCAAAUUUAUUCACCUAUGAGUUUAAGCGACCGAGGCUUUUCGGUGUCUGCAAGGAAUCGCAUGGCAAAAAAUUCUGA